AUCUUCACAGGCUGUUAAAUAACUAUGUCUAUAUUCUCCACCUCAGUUAUUUGAGUGGACUGUGAACUCUCUGUUGCUGAACCUGAGAAACUCCAGUCCUGUUGCGUCACUCAUCUCUUCAUCCUGCCUGUUUUUCUGAAGAUGAUGACCUAAAACUCGUUACGACAUCAACACUUUACUAGAGUCGAACUGUCCCCAGAUAUGGCCUCGCUGCGCGGAGGAGGAGGAUGAGGAGGAGGAGGGGGAUGAGGAGGAGGAGGGGGCUGGUCCGUCGCUGUGCCAGGACCCUUCUCGUUCCACACCUCUGGAGACACGUCGGCUCAUCAACACGCGUCCAACUCCUCUGCGUCGUCUCCUUUGACCGGCCCUCGGCUGUGUCCGCCUCCCCGGGCCGUGCUGGGUCUCCGAGGUGGGAGAGGUCGCGGCCCACGGACCGGCCCCGUGCGCAGCCGCCAGAGAGGCGCGUGUCGGCCGCCGCGUGCGAGCAGAUGCUGGGCGACAUGAAGGUGGAGGAGGGUGUGCGGGCCGACGCAGGUUCCCUGGAUCUUGUCCUCAGCGGGGCCUCGGAGCGGGCCGUGUGCGCGGGCUGCACGCGGAUGAUCUCGGACCGCUUCGUGAUGCGCGUCGCCGACGCGUCGUGGCACGAGGGGUGCCUGCGGUGCGCCGCGUGCCAGCGGCCGCUCCGCGCCACCUGCUACUCCAGAGACACCAGACUGUUCUGCAGGAGCGACUACCACCAGUUGUUCGCUACCAAGUGCAGCAGCUGUCUGCAGAAGAUAGCGCCCUCAGAGUUUGUAAUGCGAGCUCUGGAGAGGGUUUACCACCUCAGCUGCUUCUACUGCUGUGUCUGUGAGCGCCAGUUGUGCCAAGGGGACAAAUUUGUUCUGAAAGAAGGUCAGCUGCUGUGCAAGAGCGACUAUGAGCGGGAGAAGAUCCUGCUCGGCACAGUCAGUCCGAACUCAGAUAAGAGUGAGGAUGAGGAUGUGAAGUCAGAGAAAUGUCCUGCAGCAGGCAACGGCAGCAACGACAGCAAAGACCCUCGUCGGCCCAAACGGCCACGCACCAUCCUCAGCACCCAGCAGAGGAGGGCCUUCAAGGCCUCCUUUGAGGUCUCCUCAAAACCCUGCAGAAAGGUGAGAGAGACCCUGGCCGCAGAGACGGGACUAAGUGUUCGUGUGGUCCAGGUCUGGUUCCAGAACCAGCGAGCAAAGAUGAAGAAGAUAGCGCGCAGACAGCAGCAGCAACAGCAGGAGCUGCACAACGGCCAGAGGCGAGGCCAAGAGGUGACACCAGGUUGUGUGGGACGCCUGCUCAGCUCCUCCUCAGGGCCUCUACCUCCAGUCCAGCGGCAGCAGCACGUGGUUGCCACUGACCCCUUCCAGCAGGGCCCGAACCCCUACGGUACUGACUCCUUUGUGCACAACUUUGACAGUGACACCUCUCUGGCGAGUCCAAGCGAUUGCUUCCUGACCGCUACAGAUGUGGGCUUGUUGCAGGCUCGGGCGGGGAACCCCAUCGACCGCCUGUACUCAAUGCAGACUUCCUACUUUGCCUCGUGAGAUGCUGGCGUUACCGUCAGUCCAACAUCACCCACCGCGCCAUCUUCCUCGAAGGUCGUCCCGCCAAAUAUCAAUCAGUAGACUAGGGAAAAUUACCGCAGGACAGCAUCCACCUGAUAUACCUGACUGACUUCCACCUGCCAGGAAAGACCAAACUUGAUACUGAAAUGUGAUUGGUCCACGUACCCUGCCACUGUUGUUCCAGGGAUUUGAGCAGAGGAUCUGGUCGUAUGUUGGAGGGACAUCUGUCAGCAUUCGGACAAAUAUCACAGUGGAAGUGUUUGUGUCACGAAAUCAUUGGGGUGCACGCCUCUCAGUACGUCCGUCAUAAAUGUUGUAAGUUGCUUUUUUGUUUUUGUUUGUGAAUAUUGUUCUUCAGAAACAUCCAGCUUUGCAUGUUAAGAUGGACAGACAUUUAUUUAUUUCCCACCAAUGUGCUGGUAUGCAAUAAAUCAUACAGUUCUAUUUAAAAAGACAGUGAUCUCUUUGUAAUGUACAACACACACAUCCUAAUCCACUGAUUACUUUGAUUGUGAUAUUUAUCAUAGAAAUUAUGUUAUUUUAAUGAGUGUGUAAACUAGUAUCAAUUUACUAUUUAUUUUUUGAAUUGAUUUUAUUUUCUAACUUAACAAAUGUGUUUCAGAUUAAA
This is a messenger RNA of Scophthalmus maximus (turbot), 2208 nucleotides long. Its product is annotated as LIM homeobox transcription factor 1-beta-like. Lineage: Eukaryota; Metazoa; Chordata; Actinopteri; Pleuronectiformes; Scophthalmidae. Gene Ontology annotation, cellular component: nucleus. Gene Ontology annotation, molecular function: RNA polymerase II transcription regulatory region sequence-specific DNA binding; DNA-binding transcription factor activity, RNA polymerase II-specific. Gene Ontology annotation, biological process: neuron differentiation; regulation of transcription by RNA polymerase II. The record is from RefSeq and is a predicted model, not a curated record. The transcript is spliced from 10 exons. Bases 228 to 1559 code for a protein of 443 amino acids.